Neltuma alba is the source of this 1313-nucleotide messenger RNA. Its product is annotated as cyclin-dependent kinase inhibitor 4. The coding region runs from base 86 to 859 and encodes 257 amino acids. NCBI's taxonomy places the organism in Eukaryota, Viridiplantae, Streptophyta, Magnoliopsida, Fabales, Fabaceae. Gene Ontology annotation, biological process: negative regulation of cyclin-dependent protein serine/threonine kinase activity. Gene Ontology annotation, cellular component: nucleus. The record is from RefSeq and is a predicted model, not a curated record. The transcript is spliced from 3 exons. Gene Ontology annotation, molecular function: cyclin-dependent protein serine/threonine kinase inhibitor activity.
AAGCCUCAUUUCCUUUCUCGCGCUCUCUCUCUCUCUCUUUCUAUGACAGCUCUCUCACUCUCCGCUUGGCUUCAGCUAUAGCUUGAUGGGCAAGUACAUGAGGAAGGCCAAAACCUCUGGCGACGUCGCCGUUAUGGACGUCUCUCAGUCCUCCUCGUUCGGUGUUCGUACCCGCGCCAAAACCCUAGCCCUUCAGAAAUCUCAGUCUCAAUCCACCUCUGGUUCCUAUCUUCAGCUCAGAAGUCGCCGCCUUGAGAAGCCCCCUGUUUUGAUUCCAGCUACCCAUUAUUCCAAGCGACAGAGGCAGUCUUCCAAGGAAACCGUUGCUGUUCAAAACCCUAAAUCAAUUCCUACUACCAGGGCCAGUUCCAGGCUUCGCCAUGGUUCCGGGGCCUCUGAUUCCAAUGCUUCGCUUUCGCUGGGCCGCGUGAGCAGCAAGGAGGAUGGUCAGAGACCAGAGGAGGCUUCUUGUAAAGUGUUGGUUAAGGAGGAGGGGGCUCAGGAGACCCAUGAAAAUGUUGAUGUUGGCGUUGAAGAAGCUUCUUUUGGAGAGAAUGUUCUGGAAUUUGAAGGUAGAGAGAGCAGGAGCACUAGAGAGUCCACUCCUUGCAGCUUGAUAAGGGACCCAGACAUUUGCAGGACACCUGGUUCAACGACAAGGCCUACUUGCUCUACUGAAGUUAAUCGAAGGUCAGAAACUAUGACAAGAAGGCACAUUCCAACUGCUCGUGAAAUGGAUGAAUUCUUUGCUGAUGCUGAAGAGGCACAGAAAAGGCGAUUUGUUGAGAAGUAUAACUUUGAUCCUGUGAAUGACAAGCCACUCCCUGGACGUUAUGAGUGGGAAAAAUUGGAACCCUAGAAGCCUAGUGUUAGUGUUCCAUCAAGACUUCUUUUCCUGCACAUUCUCUGGUUGGUCUAAGAUUAAUAGGAACUUUGAAGUAGCUGGGUUAGAUUUAGUUGAAACGGUGGUGGUGUUAUUUCCAUUUUCCAUCGCCCCUUUAUUUUACUUGUAAAGAAAGUAGGGCUGUCAAGAUGUGUAGACUAAUGGUCUGUAACAUAACAGAGGUGAUGAUGAUUACACAACAAUACAGAAUCUAGAGUCCUUUGUCUAACAGAUCAUCUGAGAGGGGAAGGGAAAGAAGGUGUAGGUCGUAGUGGGGUUAGGGAUCAGUCAAUUAAUUAGGUGGGUAUGGAGUACAGGAAUUUACUUAGGUUUCUCUUGUUCUUGUAUUUUCUUCCCCUUUUUGUCUAUACUUGUACUGAUGGAACCUGAACAAAACUCUUUAAUAAAGAUUUACCCAUUUCCCCCUUUU